Messenger RNA from Megalopta genalis, 2148 nucleotides. The record is from RefSeq and is a predicted model, not a curated record. NCBI's taxonomy places the organism in Eukaryota, Metazoa, Arthropoda, Insecta, Hymenoptera, Halictidae.
AAUACACAUUUGAGAUAGACAUCAUGGAACAUAGACAAUGGUUAGAAAUAAUAACAGCGAUAAACGCUGACAGCGAUUUGAGUGGAAGUACUGUUAUUGAAAAAAUAAAGGAGAAAUUAAAAGCAGCAGAUCCAGUCACGUAUGAAGAGUGGGAAAAGAAUUGUUUUGAUGUCGAUUAUCUAUUUGAAUGUAUUUACAACAGUGAUUUAUGUCGACAGUCUGACGUACAUCAAACCUUGUUAUGUUUAGCUGCUAGAAACGGCCAUAUUAAUAUAGUAAAAGCUCUAAUAAGCAAAGGAGCAAAUGUUGAUAAACCGAAUACCCUCGGAAGUACUCCUUUACUUUUGGCCGCUAGCAACGGCCAUUUGGAAAUAGUGAGAGUUUUCAUAUGUAACAAGGGCGAUGUCAAUAAACCAAACGAAUACAGAAAUACUCCAUACUAUAGCGCAGCUAGCCAUGGUCACAUAGAAAUAAUGAAAGUUCUAGAGAAAGAAGGGGCUAAUAUCAAUAUCAAAAAUAAUGAUAAGAUGACUCCUUUGCACUGUGCUUCUUUUAAUGGUCAUCUAGACACAGUAAAAUAUCUGGUAGAUGAGAAGCAGGUUUAUUCCAUGGUUGUUAACAACUCUGGCUGGACACCUUUACAUUGUGCUUCUUCUAAUGGUCACCUGGACAUAGUAAAAUAUCUGGUAGAUGAGAAGCAUGCUGAUUUUACCGUUGUCGACAAUGAUGGCUCGACUCCUUUGUUCCUCGCCGUUCAAAAUGACAGACUAGAAAUAGUAAUGUAUCUGAUAGAUGAGAAGAACGUUAAUUUUACGCUUGCUGACAAAAGUGGCUGGACUCCUUUACAUUAUGCUUCUUAUAAUGGUUAUCUGGACAUAGUAAAAUAUCUGGUGGAUGAGAAGAAUGUUAAUUUCAUGGUUACUGACAACUUUGGUCGGACUCCGUUGCAUUAUGCUUGUGCUAAUAAUCAUCUGGACAUAGUAAAAUAUCUGAUAGACGAGGAGAAUGCCGAUUUCGAUGUUGCUGAUGACGAUGGCUGGACUCCUUUAUACCUUGCCGCUACAAAUGGCAGACUAAAAAUAGUAACGUAUUUAGUAGAUGAGAAAAAUGUUGAUUGUAUUGUUGCUGGCAAACAUGAUUGGACUCCUUUAUACCUUGCCACUGUUGGUAUGUGCAAGUACGACGUGGUAGAGUACUUGGUAAAUAAAGGUGCAGAUGUUAAUAUUGCUACGGAAAAGGGCAGAACUCCGUCUCAAGGUGCUGCCUUUUCUGGUAAACUGGAUGUGUUGAAAUAUCUUAUAGAAGAUAGAGGUGCUAAUAUGGACUUUCGUGACGAAAAUGAUCACACUCUUUUGUGUCCAGCUCUUGAAAGAGGUCAUUUAGAUGUAGCAAAAUACCUUAUAGAAGAAAAAGGAUUGGAUACUAACGUUAAAGAUAGAGGGGGCAGGACUAUGUUACAUUUGGCUGUCCACAGUGGUAAUUUUGAUCUGGUAAAAUAUCUUAUAGAAGAAAAAGGUAUGGAACAACAUAUAAAUACUAGAAGAAUUGAUAACCGUUGGACUACUUUACACGAAGCUGCUUCUAAAGGCUCCCUGGCGAUAGCAGAAUUUCUAAUAAGCAGAGGCGCUAUAAUAAAUGCGUUUGAUAAAUACGGUGAGACUUCUUUACAUAAAGCUGCUGUAAAGGGAUAUAUGGAUGUUGUAAAAUUACUUGUAAACAAAGGUGCUAAUAUUAAUCCAAGAAAUAAUAAGGGUUUUACACCUUUGCAUUACAUUAUUAAACGAGGUUAUAUAGAUGGGGUAAAAUUUCUUGUGGAAAAAGGAGCUAACAUCGACAUUCGAGAUAACUAUGGAAAUAGUUCUGUGGAUUUAGCCGCACAGUAUGGUAGAGAAGAUAUUACAGAAUUUUUUAACAGUACAGAAAAAUCUCCCUGUUCGUCGCCGGAACCGGAUUCCAACGUGUGAGGAGUAGUAGGCUACAGUUGAUUUCUUCAAACCUCGCGGCUCGCCUUUAUUGUCGCUCUCGCUCUCGAGUCGAGCGAAACUAUUAUUGUAUAUUAUGUAUGUAAGGCAGCCGUUAGCAUCGGAAACAGUCAGUGUAUAUUGUAAUAAUAGAAUAAAAACGGUGACUUCACUUUUUUAUUUCUAA